AUGCAGACCCCUACGGAUAACAGGGACAAUGCGAUUGUCCAGGAAGGUAGCUUUGGUAGUACAGAAGAAGCCAAAGCAGAGCAGCCGCAAGUCACCUUCCCGGAAGGUGGACUUCGUGCAUGGAGUGUUGUUGCUGGAGCCUUCUGCAUCUCCUUUUGCACCUUUGGCUAUUUGAAUGCAUAUGGCGUCUACCAAAACUACUACUCAACGCAUCAACUCAUAAGCGAGUCUGCAUCCACAGUUGCAUGGAUAGGAUCUGUACAGACCUGCCUCUUGCUCGGCGGGGGAAUAGUGGGAGGUCCUUUGUUUGACAAAUAUGGCGCAAAGGUCAUAUGGCCCGCCGCGAUCGCGUUUAUAUUCUCCGUUAUGAUGACCUCCCUUGGCAAGGAAUAUUAUCAAUUCAUGCUGGCACAGGGUAUUCUUGGCGGACUAACUUGUGGUAUCAUGUUUUCGCCGGCAAUGGCCGCAGUCAGCCAUUAUUUCCAAGCGAAGAGAGGUGCUGCACUUGGAAUAACUGUCACUGGCUCUUCGCUGGGAGGAGUAAUCUUCCCGAUCGCAUUGAGCAAAAUGUUUGAGAACGAGUCCUUGGGCUUCGGUUGGACAGUGCGGAUCAUUGGAUUUAUCAUGUUAGCGAUGUUGUCCUUGUCGUUGGCUACAGUUCGACCACGUCUACCCCCACGAAAAGGCAAAAUCCUGAUGCCUUCUGCUUUCAAACAAGUCGCUUACUCCUUGUUUUUGGCCGGGAUGUUCCUAAUGAUCUGGGGCGUGUUCACACCGUUCUUCUAUCUGACGGAAUAUGCCAUCGCACAGGGAAUGAGCGCCAACUUGUCUUCCUACAUUCUUCCUAUUCUCAACGCCAGUUCGGUCUUCGGUCGACUCCUACCUGGUGUGCUGGCGGACAAAUUGGGGCGGUUCAACACAAUCUGCUUCUUUGGUUCAUCGACGGGAGUCCUCCUCCUUUGCUGGAUCGCUGUCAAAUCAAACGCAGCCAUUAUCGUCUUUGCUGCCCUUUACGGAUUCUUCUCGGGGGCGAUCGUCUCCCUGAUGUCCCCUUGCAUCGCGCAUCUUUCGCCCACACCCAGUUACAUCGGUACUUACCUCGGUAUGGGGAUGGCUGUCAUUUCAGUGGCUGGCCUAACGGGAACACCGAUUACAGGUGCGCUGAUCGAUCACUACAACAGUUAUACGCAGGCGGCCAUCUUCAGCGGAGUUUCGACUCUGGUUGGUGCGGCGUUGGCUUUUGUGACAAAGCUGACGAUGGAAAAAAAUCCAUUGGCCCGAAUUUGA
Penicillium arizonense is the source of this 1287-nucleotide messenger RNA. RefSeq names its product MCT family MFS transporter. Gene Ontology annotation, molecular function: transmembrane transporter activity. The transcript has 3 exons. Gene Ontology annotation, biological process: transmembrane transport. Gene Ontology annotation, cellular component: fungal-type vacuole membrane. Lineage: Eukaryota; Fungi; Ascomycota; Eurotiomycetes; Eurotiales; Aspergillaceae. The record is from RefSeq and is a predicted model, not a curated record. The coding region runs from base 1 to 1287 and encodes 428 amino acids.